UUUAUUCUUGUUAGCUAAAUAAAAGAUUAAACAUAUAAAUAAUUUUUUUAAUAAUAAACACUCAUUUAUUUCUUUCUUUCAAAUUAUUAAGUAAAGAAUAGCUAUUUCUUAGUAUUUGCUAUAUUUAAAUAAAAUAUUUUCUUCCAAUAAAGUAAAGAUAACAAAAAUUUUAUUAGAUCAAUGAGUUUAUUUGGUGGAGGUAUGAUUGGUUAAGCAUUAGGUUUAACUAGAGGAGCAACAGUUGCACCAUAAAAUGUACCAUCUGCUCCUGUAAAUAAUUAGGGAAGCACAAAUGCAUAAAAUUUUUCCUAGGCUGUAUCUAGUUAAAUUAACACUGUAGGAUAUUAAUUUAAACCUUGCUAACCUCCAAAUUAAGCAGUUGGAUAGAAAGCUUAAAUCAAAUAAACAGAUGUAUUGACAUAUUUAUGCUGCAUUACUGGUAUCGAUUAGUUUUAAUAGUUUUCAAUGCAAGAAUUGAUGUUAAAUGAUAAAAAACUUAUCAGAUAAGGCGGAGUUUAACCACCUUAAGGGAACUUAAAUCAAAUUACAGUAGGAAUGGGAUAAAAUAACUAACCUUCAGCAUAAGCAUCUCUUGGUAUGGGAGGAGGAGGCUUAUUUGGAGGAGCCUAAUAAACAGGAGGGCUAUUCAAUGGAGGUAAUACUCAAGCAGGAGGAAUUUCAGUAAAUACUUAGCCUGCAGCAGGUGGUGGAUUAUUUGGCGGUUAAACUGGAGGUCUUGGUACAGGUUUAGGUGCCACUACAACUACAUAAGGAGGUGGUCUCUUUGGAGGUGGUACUGUUGGAGGAACAACUACUUAAUAAGGAGGACUUUUUGGAGGUGGUACUGGAGCACCUUCAAUAACGACUUAAUAAGGUGGAUUAUUUGGUGGAGCUACUUAAUAGCCUGGAGGUUUAUUAACUGGAGCUACUAAUCCUCCUCAAGGAGGGUUAUUUGGUGGUAAUGCACCAACAAUUUAGACUGGAGGAUUAUUUGGUGGAACUCCUGCUACACAAGGAGGAUUAUUUGGAGGAGCCUAGGGAACAGGUUAAAAUAAAGGAGGACUGUUUGGUACUGCACCAUAGACAGCAACUGGAUUAUUUGGCUAACCACAACCUUAAGCAGGUGUAUUUGGAUAAUAAUAAUAACAAUAAGUAAACUAACCCAACGUAAGUGAAUUAUUGAUUGAACUUCAAAGAAUUAAAGACGCAAAAUCUUUUUCAGAAGACCAGCAAUAGCAAUAAGAUAAAAUGAAGAAUAAUAAGUAUGUCUCAGACAAGAAUCAUAUUAAUCACAUAAAUUACUUAAAAAGUUAACAACAAAAGAGAAAUGUUUUGUAACAAUACACAAUUUAGAAUAAAAAUCCAAAUAAAUUUAUUGAAGCACCUUAUAAUGUAAAGGUAAAUGUGAAGUGGGAUAAUAUCAAAAGAAAUGAGUGGUAAAUACUUUAAAGAUCCCAAGACAUUAAAAAUUAGACCUACAUUAAUAUGGGAGGUGAGCAAAGAUUGUUUAGCAAUCAUAAUAGUAAUAAUAUUUUGUAUAAUUAAUUGAGAUAAAUUGAGAGAGCUUCAUAUUAAUAUACAAACAAAUCCUUAGCAGAAAAAGAAAAAGAAUACAUUUAGGAAUAGUUAGAGUCCUUUUCAAAAUCAAAUUAUUUUAAAAAGGUAUCACAGUUAGUGGAUCAAUAAUAACAGAAAAAUAUAUUAUAAGAUUCUAACCAAGAAGAUAUAAAAACUAAGGAAAAUUCAAUUGAGUAUUUAUAUGAAUAAAGUUUAAAAAAUAACCUAAAGGUAUUUGAUACUACUGUAAGCAUUAAACUUUAUUAGGAUUAGGAAUAUAAUAUAAUUAUACCAUUAAAAGUAAAAUCAUCUUAUUCUAUUUCCUAUCUUCUGACAUUGGUUUUCGAUUUCAUUGAAGAAAAAUAUAAUAUAGAUCCCUAAACUUUAGAUAUUUAUAAUAGCAAUUACGUGUUAUAUUAACCAGUCUUAGUAGAGCAUCUGCUAUAAGUAAGAAAGAAUAGUUUAAUAUCAGAUAUAGAAGACAUAGAGACAAACUAACAAGCAUAAAUAGGGCAUUUUGAAGUAUUAUAUCUUGAUCCUGAAGAAAUAGACGAAGUAUAAAAUGAAGAUGAUAUGGAGGAGGAAGAAUACGAAGAUGAAGAUUAUUAUUUUGAUGACAAUAGCAAUUAAGAUUUUUCUUAUCUUCCAAUUAUACCUGAAGGCUACUACAGCGAGCCAAACCUUAAAGAAUUAAUUACAAAAUCUCACGACCAACUCAGACACUUUAAAAAUUUUAAAAUUGGAAAUAAAUUUGCAGAAGUGUGCUUUGAAGGCGAAAUCGAUUUGAUUUAGCGUGAUUUUUCAAAAGAAAUACUAAUCAAAGAAAAUGAGGUUAUCGUUUACCCUUUUAAGCCUGAAGACUAGCCUCCUAUUAUGCCAGGUUAUGGAAUAAACGUUCAGUCAACUAUAAAAAUAUUUAAAGCAGCUAAAAUGUUGCUCUAAAAUGAAAAAUUCGACAUUUAAAAAAUAGAAAGAAGAUUAAAAAAAAUGGCAAAUAGCAAAAAUAUGGAGAUAGUUGAACCAUAUAAUCCAAAUACUGAUUCAUUUACAGUAAGAGUAUUACAUUUUUGA
Molecule: messenger RNA, 2628 nt
Organism: Tetrahymena thermophila SB210
Lineage: Eukaryota; Ciliophora; Oligohymenophorea; Hymenostomatida; Tetrahymenidae
Product: nucleoporin, putative
Exons: 2
Biological process (GO): protein import into nucleus; RNA export from nucleus; post-transcriptional tethering of RNA polymerase II gene DNA at nuclear periphery
Cellular component (GO): nuclear pore; nuclear pore cytoplasmic filaments
Molecular function (GO): structural constituent of nuclear pore
Source: RefSeq, a predicted model, not a curated record